Messenger RNA from Elaeis guineensis (African oil palm), 2112 nucleotides. RefSeq names its product L-gulonolactone oxidase 3. Gene Ontology annotation, molecular function: FAD binding; D-arabinono-1,4-lactone oxidase activity. Gene Ontology annotation, cellular component: membrane. The record is from RefSeq and is a predicted model, not a curated record. NCBI's taxonomy places the organism in Eukaryota, Viridiplantae, Streptophyta, Magnoliopsida, Arecales, Arecaceae.
UGGCCCCAAGCAACAUAUAAGGAACAAAAGCACCUCAUAGGCAGCUAGCUGUACACUACUAUAAUAUUCUGCGGAUCCCUUUCAGACACGAAAAGAAAAAGCAAAAGCAAAAAUCCAAAUAUACACUCCACAACACAGAACAAACUUGCAUUUAAACCUAAGAUAACACUUCUCCCCUUGCCUCCCUUCGAAGCCUGGUCCACAACCUAAAGAGGCCAGCAAGAGUCGCACAGAAUCCACCCACCUCGCACGAGAUGGCCUCCCUGAUCUGGCUUCUUCAUGGCCUCCUUGCAGUCAUUUGCUCGAACACGAGGCCGGCCCUGGCGAUGCCGCCGGCUCCACCCGUCAAAUGCAACGCGACGGGCUGCCUGCUCUCCAACGCCUACGGCGCCUGGGGUGACCGGAAGGACUGCUGGGUCCAGACUGUCGCCUACCCGACGACCGAAGACGAGCUCCGGUCCGCGGUAGCUCGGGCCAGUCAGAGGAACCAAAAGGUGAAGGUGGCAAGCGGAUUCUCCCACACCAUUCCCAAGUUGGCCUGUCCUCCGUCGGAGAAUUCGACGCUUAUAAGCACGGCCAAGUACAGCACGGGGAUCGAGGUGGACGUUGAGAAGAUGACGGUCACGGUGGAUGCCGGAGUAGCGCUGAGGGAUUUGAUCGAUAAGGUGGAGGCGGCGGGGGUGAGCCUCGUGGCGGCGCCGUACUGGGAGGGGGUGAGCGUCGGCGGGGUGGUGAGCACGGGAUCGCACGGGAGCUCGUGGUGGGGGAAGGGCGGGGCGGUGCACGACCACGUGGUGGGGCUCAGCCUGGUGGUGCCGGCCGGGAGAUCGGAAGGGUAUGCCAAGAUCGUCAGAUUGGAGCAUGGAGAUCCACUUUUUAACGCGGCCAGGGUGUCACUGGGACUGCUGGGAGUCAUCUCCAAGGUGACUCUCUCACUAGAACGUAGAUUCAAAAGAAGUGUAAGUUAUUCUUAUGAAGAUGACAGUCGCUUUGAAGAUGAAUUCCUUGAUCUUGCUCAGAAGCAUGAGUUUGCAGACAUCACCUGGUAUCCAUCACAGCAUAAAGCAGUCUAUAGAUAUGAUGAUCGAGUUCCCUUAAACAGCUCUGGUGAUGGUGCUAAUGACUUCCUUGGGUUUCAGUCAAACCUCAUUGCGGUUUCCAGUACAGUUAGAGCGACAGAAAAGGCACUAGAGAAAGCCAGGAAUGUCAAUGGAAAGUGCACCCUGGCAGCUACAGAAGUGGGAUUCAAGAAAUUAGUGGGCAAUGGCUUGAAGAACAAUGUAAUUUUCACCGGCUACCCAGUUGUGGGUUAUCAGGGUAAGAUGCAGACUUCAGGUUCCUGUCUACACUCACCAUCAUCUAACAUCUUAAGCUCGUGUGCAUGGGAUCCAAGAAUCAAAGGACUGUUUUUCUACGAGACUACAGCCAUCUUUCCUGCUCCAAAAUUCAGAGACUUCAUUCUUGAUGUCAAGAAGCUAAGAGACCUAAAGCCAGAGAAUUUCUGUGGUAUUGAUAUCUACAAUGGAUUUUUAAUUCGCUUUAUUAAGAGUUCAGAAGCAUACCUUGGACAAUCUGAGGAUUCUGUUGUUGUGGAUUUCAACUAUUACAGAGCUGAUGAGCCUUCAAUACCUAGGCUCAAUCAGGAUAUUUGGGAGGAGGUGGAGCAAAUGGCGUUCUUCAAGUAUGGAGCGAAGCCUCACUGGGCCAAGAACAGGAAGCUUGCUUUUACAGGAGUGCAACAAAAGUACCCUAAAAUGAGCAAGUUUCUUUUGGCAAAGAGGCAACUAGAUCCUCAAGAUAUAUUUGAUAGUCAGUGGUCAGAUGAGAUACUCCUUGGGAAAGAAUCGGCCAAAGAUGAUGGGUGUGCCUUGGAAGGACAGUGCAUCUGCUCAGAAGAUAGGCAUUGCAGUCCAGCAAAAGGAUACUUGUGCAAGCCAGGUCUUGUUUACAACAAAGCUAUGGUUUGCAGAUAUACAGAAUCUUCGGCACAGUGAUGAUGUCUGAUGAGAAUUCUCAAAUUGUUUUCCACAGCCUAUGGCAGUAACAACCAGAUAUUGUAACCAAUAUAAUUAGCAAAAACAGCCAUAUUUUUAGGCAAAGGUCAGAUCAGUA